AUAUAUAUAUAUGAUAGAGAAGAGUCCUAGAGCAUUAUCAACUCUACAUUGACACAGGCUCAAGAAAGUUUAUAUAAAGAAAGAAACAGAGAGAGAGAGAGAAGAGAGAGAGAGAGAGAGAGAUAAUUAUGGGUAGUAGAAGGAUAUCAUGGUUACUUUCUUGUUCCAUUAAUUCUGGUUCUGGUUCUGCUCUGUUUUCUGGAGGUAGGAAUUUUGAUCUUAGCAGAGGAAUCAGUAGAUAUACCACUGCAACUGCUACUGCCGCUCUUGAAGAACCAAUUGUUCCAUCUGUCUCUGUCAGUUAUACUAAACUCUUAAUUAAUGGGCAGUUUGUUGAUGCCGCUUCAGGGAGGACUUUUCCAACAUUGGACCCCAGGACAGGUGAAGUUAUUGCCCAUGUUGCUGAAGGUGAUGCUGAAGAUAUAAAUCGAGCAGUUUCUGCUGCUCGCAAAGCAUUUGAUGAAGGAUCAUGGCCAAAGAUGACUGCUUACGAAAGGUCAAGGAUAAUGUUGCGCUUUGCUGAUUUGAUUGAAAAGCAUAACGAUGAACUCGCUGCACUUGAGACUUGGGAUAAUGGAAAACCAUAUGAGCAGGCUGCUAAAGGCGAAAUACCAAUGGUUGCACGGCUAUUUCGAUACUAUGCUGGUUGGGCGGAUAAGAUUCACGGUCUCACUGUUCCAGCUGAUGGGCAGCAUCAUGUUCAAACCUUGCAUGAACCAAUUGGUGUUGCAGGUCAGAUUAUUCCAUGGAAUUUUCCUCUUCUCAUGUAUGCUUGGAAGGUUGGACCAGCAUUAGCAUGCGGCAAUUCUAUUGUUCUCAAGACAGCAGAGCAGACACCAUUAUCUGCUCUCUAUAUAUCUAAGCUGUUUCAUGAGGCUGGACUUCCAGAAGGGGUUCUGAAUGUGGUUUCUGGUUUUGGUCCAACUGCUGGUGCAGCCCUUGCCAGCCAUAUGGAUGUAGAUAAGCUUGCUUUUACUGGAUCCACUGGCACAGGAAAGAUUGUGCUCGAGUUAGCUGCAAGAAGCAAUCUUAAGCCAGUAACUUUGGAGCUUGGAGGGAAGUCCCCUUUUAUUGUUUGUGAGGAUGCUGAUAUUGAUCAGGCUGUUGAACUGGCUCACUUUGCUUUAUUCUUUAAUCAGGGUCAAUGCUGCUGUGCCGGAUCCCGCACAUUUGUGCAUGAGCGCGUAUAUGAUGAGUUCAUAGAGAAAGCAAAGGCACGUGCUCUAAAGCGUGUUGUUGGUGACCCAUUUAAGGGAGGUGUCGAACAAGGCCCUCAGAUUGAUUCAGAACAAUUUGAGAAGAUACUGAAGUACAUUAGGUCUGGGGUUGAAAGUGGAGCUACCCUUGAAACUGGAGGCGAUAGAUUUGGUGCUAAGGGUUAUUAUAUCCAGCCUACAGUUUUCUCAAAUGUUAAGGAUGAUAUGCUGAUCGCGCAAGAUGAGAUAUUCGGUCCAGUUCAGUCGAUCUUGAAAUUCAAGGAUCUUGAUGAAGUUAUACACAGAGCAAACAACACUAGAUACGGGCUGGCUGCUGGGGUCUUUACACAGAACAUAGACACUGCUAACAUCCUGACACGUGCUUUACGGGCAGGAACAGUAUGGAUCAAUUGCUUUGAUGUCUUUGAUGCAGCCAUUCCUUUUGGUGGAUUUAAGAUGAGUGGAACUGGAAGAGAAAAGGGUAUUUACAGUCUUAACAAUUACUUGCAAGUGAAGGCUGUGGUUACUCCCUUGAAGAAUCCGGCAUGGCUAUAGACACUCCUUAAAUUAGAUGUAAAUAAAAGAGCAGGCUGCAUGAAAACAAAGAGACUGCCAGAAGAAGAGGAUUAAGAAGGUGAUGAUGACGAAGAUUAAAUGUUAGCUUGCGAAGAACAUGAGAUGAAUUUCGUCUUUUAUAAAUUCAAAUGCAUCUUUAUAUCAUCUGCAAUUAUGGCUUGGUUAGUUAAUUUGGUAAUGUUAAUGCUGCUUCUACGUUUGAUUCUUCUA
Molecule: messenger RNA, 1982 nt
Organism: Ricinus communis (castor bean)
Lineage: Eukaryota; Viridiplantae; Streptophyta; Magnoliopsida; Malpighiales; Euphorbiaceae
Product: benzaldehyde dehydrogenase, mitochondrial
Exons: 11
Coding region: 129-1751 (540 amino acids)
Molecular function (GO): aldehyde dehydrogenase (NAD+) activity
Source: RefSeq, a predicted model, not a curated record